AUGUUUUUGCCACCUUCGCCAGUCUAUCGGUUAUGGCAUAAUAUUGAUGCAAAUUAUCUUGCUUCUGUCAGCGACACAAUUCCCGGUGAUGAAUUAGCAAAGCUACUAAAGUUUUUCGCAAAAAGUGAUUUAAAUCGAGAUUUGCGCUUUAGAGCAAAGCGUUAG
Messenger RNA from Plasmopara halstedii, 165 nucleotides. RefSeq lists its product as uncharacterized. The coding region runs from base 1 to 165 and encodes 54 amino acids. The transcript has 2 exons. NCBI's taxonomy places the organism in Eukaryota, Oomycota, Peronosporomycetes, Peronosporales, Peronosporaceae. The record is from RefSeq and is a predicted model, not a curated record.